Messenger RNA from Chelonia mydas (Green sea turtle), 5119 nucleotides. RefSeq names its product zinc finger MYM-type protein 1. NCBI's taxonomy places the organism in Eukaryota, Metazoa, Chordata, Testudines, Cheloniidae. The transcript has 3 exons. The coding region runs from base 3078 to 4106 and encodes 342 amino acids. The record is from RefSeq and is a predicted model, not a curated record.
CCCAGCUCUGCUCCCCCGCUCCCAUUCCCUGCAGCCCCCCGCCCUGGGGCAGUGCCUGGCCUGGGGGCUGGGAGAGGAGAAGCCAGGUCCUGCCUCUGCCCGGUCCCCGCUGCUGGGGGGACGCGCUGCCUGGAACAGGGUGGGGGGUCCCCCAACGCGGCUCUUUGGAUCCUGCUCCUUUCUAGCAGUGGGGUCGGGGACUCUGUGCCUGCGAAGGGUUAAUAUGUGAGGCUGAGAUUCAGUCCGGGUGUUUUUAGCAAAAGUCCUGGACAGGUCACAGUAAUAAACAAAAAUUCAGGGCCUGUGACCUGUCUCUGGCUUUUGCUAUAAAUCCCCCGACUGAAGCUCUACUCCUGAGCCCCACUGCUCCCCAGGGCCCCUGCUCCAGCGGUGGGGGCUGGCUGCCCAGCAGGCUGUUGCUCUGAGGCCCCCACGGCUGCCCCCAAGCCCACUGCUCCAGCCACCCUCGGGGAGGGAUGCUGCUCCGGCGCUCCCCGGGGUCAGCCAUACCAGCCACUACUCAGGCGCUCCCCACAGCCAGCUGCCCGGGGCCGGGCCUGUGGCCAGCUGCACUGGCCUGCGGAAGUCACGGAAUCGCAGCCUUAUUGAGAUGGUCUCGGUGGCUUCGGUCCUGGUGGGAGGCUUCGUGUGCGCACCACACUAAAGUGACCAAGGGUUUUCCCAUCAUGGCAGCGUUUCAAGCUCCUGUCUGCAGGGAAAAAGCUGGGGACCGGUGGGGAGAAUGCGGUUGUGAAAUGGACUAAAGCCCCGUCGGAAACCUCUGCAUUCGCCCUCCCACCCUGACCGGCUGCGGAAUAACACUCACGUUUCACAGCAGGUCUCUCUGUUCUCCCCAGGGAAGUGGCGGGGAAAUGGCCGAGGCGUAGCUGGCUCGGGUGAGAGAUUUUCAGGGGCCUGCUGGUGGGUCUGUGAUGGUGGAGGCAGGACGGGGCAAACCUGCUGCUACAUGUCCUGCCUGAGGCCUGAUUUUUGGAACGCCCCCAGGUGUGGGGGGGAGGGUGAAGGGGCCCAUUUCUGGAGGUGAAAACAACCCCUUCCUGUACAGGACUGAGAAAAUGGACCAGACUCCCACUGCUGCAGCCUGAACCUGUCAGCCCAAGGCUGCUGUGAAACAUGAAGGGAGAUGCCCUGUCUCUUCGGAUCCAGCUGCUGGGAAUCGAGAGAUUGUUGGGAUUCCUGUCCUCUGGCUAGUAGGGGUGAGAUAAAUGUAAGGCCUCCCGCCACCACCUCUGCUGGGGUGGGGAUAAAGAGCUCUCUCUUUCCCUCCAGCCCCUGAAACCUGCUGGCUUCUCUGUGCAGGGUAGGGGCGGCUGCCCCUCCCAGAGCUUCCUCUUCUUUCGGCACUCCUCCACUAUUUAUAAUGGGAUUGUGGCUGGGGCACCAGGUUCUGAGUUUGUUACAGACAGCGGUGACCUUUGAGGAGGUGGCUGUGUAUUUCACCCAGGGGCCGGGGGCUCGGCUGGCCCCCGGUCAGAGAGCCCUCUACGGGGACGUCACAGAAUUCUGAGACCGUGACCUCGCUCGGUCAGGGAUUCCUGCCCCCUUGCUUAUUAGAAGCUGUGGGAUUUCUGAUAUGCCCAGUUUCACUUCUGCUCGAGGUUCUUCCAUGGGCACAUCAGGGAAUUGAGUCCCAAAGGCUGCAGAUCCCAAGGGAAAGUGACUUUCACCUCCACACUACCACCCAUGAGACAGGGGAGUCAGAGAUGUAAUGUAGACGCUAAUUCAUCCCAAUCCCUCCAGCUGUCAAGAAGCAUGACAGUUAUCAGCGCAUGUUAAUUCUCAUUUGCACACAAAAUUCCUGCUUUCAAUUCCUGAGACUUGCUCCAUCUAUGGAAGGGCCCUGGCUUCUGCAGGUUCAGACACAGGCAAGUGUUUCAUAUCAGCCGUGUCUGAGUCAGCAAGUCCCCCAGAGCAUACACAUCCUGGAAAUUCCUCCUUGGGAUGGGACACAACCCCUGCCCCCCCCAUCCCCCCCACCCUAUGCAGACCUCUGCUUUUGCCAAGUGGGUUCAGUGGCCACGUUCCCGUCCAUUUGGAUUCCGUGUAACCCCCUUCAUGGCGUGCGGCCCGGUUAUAAUCGGAGACGGUUCCUUGUGAGAAAUCCUGAGUGCGCUCUGAUCUCAUCUGAUUUCACCCCACGAGCAGGAGUCCCCCUACCCAAACCUGACACAGUCGCCCGGCUGGAACGGGGGAAAGAGCUGCGGGUCCCGGCUCUCCGGGGCUCUGAAGAAAGGGAGAUCCCAAGAGGCGCCCAUGCAGGAAGGCACGUGGCAUCGGAAGGUCAGCAGCGUAUGUGCACACGCUGCAAUCUGCCACAGGCGUGAGUGAGGUGCAGGGCGGGAGACCGUAAAUAGAGGAGAACGAACAAACCAGUCCCAGCGAUAAAGAAAAUAAACGACGAAAAAACAUUUACGUGGUGCUCAGAAACAGAGGCGUAGAGCAGAAGGCGGAACUGCAUUGCACAAGCAGUUACUUCGUUAAUAACAGCAUAGAGACCGCCGGUGACCAUACUAAUCCUACUAGCAGUGCUCAUAGUGACGAUGAGUGUGUAAUUGAUACUAGUACGUGGCGGGUCCAGCCUACGUUGGACAUGGUUCUGAAGAUCAGGCUGUUUCUUCUGACAAAAUCCUCUCAUCAAAGAAAGAACCCAGCGAUAACCUGCUGCUGCAAAACACACUAGUACGAUUGCCUUCCUCCGAUGCCGCUCUCUGGACGGUUGAUGCUUUCACCCAAAGUACUGCAUAGACGUGGGCCCUGAUUUCUGCCGAAAUCGCGAUGGAAAAUAGGCAAUGUCAUCAAGACAACAUAAGGGCAGAACAAGGAAACUCUGUGAUACAGCCUUCAAUCAAGUGCCCCUGAAUGGUGAAAUUAUUGAAAGGCCCUGGCUCAUAUACUCACCAUCGACUGGCUGCCUCUUCUGUUUUAUGUGCAAAUUGUUUUCUCCGAACAGCACAUCUGCACGAGCCAAGAGAGGAUUUGAUUCAUGGGAUCACAUUGGCAGACUCGGUGACCAUGAAAGAUCUACUGAGCACCGACAAGCUCUCACCGCUUAGACAAUGUGUUUAUCGAAGACUCGAGCCCUUGAUAAACAUACAGCAGAUGGAAAUAUUAAAGAAAGAAAUUACUGGACAGAAGUGUUGAAGCGAGUCAUAGCAACAAUAAAAUUUUUGGCAAUACGAGGUCUGGCACUGAGCGGGACGAAUGAAACCUUUGGCAGUCUUAAUAAUGGCAACUUUUUGGGCUGCUUAGAGCUCAUAGCAGAGUACGACCCUUUCCUGGCCUGCCACAUCAACAACUAUGGGAAUACUGGUCAUGGCACAACGUCUCAUCUAUCAUCGACAAUCUGUGAAGAGUUCAUUAAACUCAUGGCUGACAAGCUAAAACAGGUCAUUGUGGAUGAGCUAAAACUGGCUAAGUAUUUUUUCUUCAGCACUGAUUCCACACUAGAUACGAGCCAUACCGAUCAGCUGACACUUACUGUGCGCUACGUGCUGAAUAACUGCACGCCCGUAGAACGCUUCUUGAAUUUUGUUCCAGUUACAUCGCAUACAGGUCUUCAUCUGUUUAAUGUCAUCAAUGGAACCCUGAAUGACAAACUAAAUAUCAAUCUAAAGGACUGCAGAGGUCAAACAUACGACAGGGCUAGUAACCUGCCCGACACUUACUCCGGUGUGCAAGCUCGGGUAAUUGCAGGCAACGAGAAAGCAGUGUACAUCCCAUGCAUGACCCACUCACUCAACCUACGUAGCGUUGCAGCUGCAGAGUCAUGCACGGAUGCAAUUACAUUUUUUCGCUUUAUCCAAAACCUGUAUGUAUUUUUCUCAGGAUCGACUUAUUGCUGGGGGGGGGCCUCUUGCGAGAUUCUCUGCACAAGGAGACAUGUGAGGCCAGUAAGAGAGAACUUUUCCCGAAGCGCCUCAGUGACACAAGGCGGCCAGUUCAAGCGGGUGCACUUUGCAGUUUAUCGUGCAACUACAAAUCUGCUGCAGGCUCUUGGUGCGGACACGCUGCAGAAUGGCUACACACGAGCAGAGGCAAACUCUCUUCAGCUGGAACCAUGGCUCGGUUGGAGGCUGCAUUUAUGACAACGUUUUGGAGUAGUGUCCUGACAAGAGUAAACAAAACAAGUCAACUUCUGCAGUCUGAAACAAUGGACUCAGGCGGACUGUGACACUGCUGAAGUCACUCUCUGAGUUGCUGGCAGCACCAUGGAAUAGCUUUGAGGACUACCAUGAAUCUGCGAUGUCUUUACGUUCUACAGCAAACUUCCAGUUAAAGCAGCAACAUCAUCCAAAGCGUGUGGCUGAUGAUAGCGAAGAACCCGCUGUCGUGCUGACUGGUGAAGAGAAGUUCAAAGUCGAAUCAUUCUACGCCAUAGUUGACUCACUUGGCAGCCAUCUCAACAGAAGAAUUCAUGCAUAUUCAGAAAUAAACAACCGUUUCUGUUUUUUAACGGGUGACCUUGACAGUACGGCUGUGAAAGAGUCUCUCAGAAGUUUAACUGAAUUCUAUUCAGGUGACCUCAAUGAAGAGAUCUUUGGUGAAUGGGUACAGUGGUGCUCACUGGUAAAGCAACUUGCCUCCAAGCCGUUAUCACAAGCUCUGCCUACACCACUGCAAAUGCUGACCAUAACGAACACGCAGAAUUUGCAAACAGUCUUUCCAAAUGUCUUUGUUGCGCUUCACAUUUACCUGACACUCCCAGUCUCAAACUGCGGUGGUGAAAGGUCGUCUUCACAUUUAAAAAGGAUAAAAAGUGCUUUACAUGCUACAAUGAUUCAAGAAAGACUUAACAGUCUUACUCUGUUAUCCAUUGAAUCGGGGAUGCUAAACUCUGUAGGCUUUUCCAAUUUAAUAGAAGUGUUUGCUGCUGCAAAGGCACGCCGAAAAAUCUGAAGACGUUUUUCAUCCCUGUAAAUAGCCCAAUAGCUACAUGCAGUGGUUUGGUUGAGUGAGUUAUUCACAUUCAUACUUGCUAUGUAAUAUGCAAAUUACUUAUCUGACGCAAGAUAAGUAUGAAUGACACUGUAAAUAUAUGCAUCCGAUGAAGUGAGCUGUAGCUCACGAAAGCUUAUACGCAACUAAAUUUUUUAGUCUC